Messenger RNA from Adineta ricciae, 7266 nucleotides. Lineage: Eukaryota; Metazoa; Rotifera; Eurotatoria; Adinetida; Adinetidae. The record is from the annotation of a GenBank genome assembly.
AUGACUGCUCUUCGUAACAAAUCUGUUCGUUAUUUAUUUUUGUUUCAUUCUCAUAUCUUUGCAUCUGUACUUCUUCGUCCCAACAUUGAACAUUUUACUAAACAAUUUAUUCUCAGUUAUACUAUGAUCACGAUUGAUGAUGAUACUGAAGAUCUAAAUCGAAAUGCUCCUAUUGAACUGAUCAAUCUUGAUGCGUCGAUAACAACCGACGAUACAUCAACAAAUCGUCGACGACGUUCAUCAUCGACGUCAUCGCAAGAAACUGAAACAUUACCAAGACCAAUAACGUCAUCCAAUAAGCGAAUCAAAACUAAAUUGAACGAAAGCGACGAUGAUAACGAUGAAAAAGAAGAUGCUUCGCGAACAAUUAUUCAAAAUGAUGCAGAAGUUUGUCCAAUUUGUCUCGAAGAAUGGACAAAUUCUGGUCAACAUCGUCUCGUCGCAACUGAAUGUGGUCAUCUAUUUGGACGAAUAUGUAUUGAAAAAUGGCUCCGUACUUCGUCGAAAUGUCCUCAAUGUCAAUCAUCAGUGAAAAAGAAAGAUCUGCGCCGAAUUUAUUGUCGAGCACUUCAAGUAUUAGACACAAGUGAACGAGAUAAUGCUAUUCGAGAAAGAGACUUAGAAAAAAAAGCAAGAAAAAAACUCGCGUACGAAAAAGCGGAAUUACAAUUAGCAUACGAUAUCAUCAAAGAUCAAUUAAAACGUUUACAAAACGAACACGAUCGAUUAUUAAAAAUGACACAAGGUUUAACUAAUCUCGGAGAAACCGCAGAAGAAUCUUCGACAGAUACAAAUGUUGCUCCACCGCCACCACCUCCAAUCAACAUGCGAUUAGAAACUGUUGUUAAAAUACCAGAAGGAAUGUGUCGUGUUCUUGCCUAUGCUCCAUCCCAUCAAUGGCUUUUUGUCACUCAACCAACAAAUAAUAGUUUAUAUCCAGGCUACGGAAUCAAAAAGAUCAGUCUGAUAGAUGGUGGUCGUGCGCCUGAAUAUACAACACUUCGUCAUACGAAACCUAUUCGUGAUAUUCAACUCCAUGGUGAUCUUCUACUAUCUUGUGCCUGGGAUAAAACAAUGCGUUUAUUCGAUUAUACAAGAAAUACAUUUAAUCUUUUAUGUGAAUGUGCAUCUCAAGUAUGGAGUUGUGCUUGGAAUCUUGAUGAUUCAAAUAUCAUUUAUGCUGGACUAAACAAUGGUCGUGUUCAAGUUUUCGACCGACGACAACUUCAAACAGGUGAAACAACAUUAUCAUCAAGUGUUGAAACAUUAAGUUUAUCCACAACAUCACCGAUUGUUAGUUUACAAUAUAUUCAACGAAGUGGCUCUUUUCAAUCUAGUGGAUUACUUGUUGGAAGUAAUGAUAAAAGUGGAUUUUAUGAACAUGUUCCCAAUAGUGAAUAUCGUUAUCAUGCUUUACCUAUCGACAAGAAUUUAUCUAGUCUUCAUUAUGAUUCCACGACAAAUCGUCUAUUAGCGUCAUUUCGUCCUCCAUCAAGUCCAGCUCGACAUGAACUUUAUGAAUUAGUUACACGACCAGUUGAAGAUUCGGAUCAAUCAUUUAUUGUUUCUCUUCAAUUAAUUCAAACAUUUAUUGGUUCAAGUGUCAAUAUUGUUUUUUCUGCAAUCAUUGCUGACGUUCAUUCUGUACCUUCAACUCCCACAUUCUUUUCAAUCCCAUCGACCGAUACUCGACCGAUUUCUUCUUCUUUGGUCAAAACAACAGCGACUCAACAAACUAAUCAAUGUCCAGUCUGUCAAACUCCAUUCGAUACUGCAGGUCUUCAUCGACCAGUGAAUGAUGCUUGUGGACAUACAACAUGUUUUCAAUGUUUUAAAGCCAUUAUGAUACAAGCGACUGGAUGUACAUUGUGUCAACGAGAAGAAGAUUUAAAUUCACAAAAGUCAGAUCAAUCUCCAUCCAAAAAAUUUUCAACUGGUGAUCAGUCAAAUAAAGUCAAUCAUUUUGAAGAUGCGUUUUUUGACGAUUGGUCACUCGAUCAAUCAUCUUGUUCUUCUUCGUCUAGAACUAAAUCACUGAAAACGAUUAAAACAUUCGAUGACAAUGAUUUUCAAACAUUUGAAAGUAUAACAUCGGUGAAUGACGAUGAACAAGAACCGGAUAAAGUCACCUGGCUAUCUGCAGAUGUUCACGAUGAUGGACCAGAAUAUCAAGAUAAACAAUUCAGUCAUACAAAAAGAAUGCUAGAACGUUUUCACGCUCUGUUUGGUCUUCGAAAAUUCCGAUCGAAUCAACAGGAAGCUGUUAAUUGUGCGUUGGAAAGACGUUUUCAUCUUUUCGUUCUUAUGCCAACAGGUGGUGGUAAAUCAUUAUGCUAUCAAUUACCAGCUGUACUUGACCAUGGUAUAACGUUUGUUGUGUCUCCACUUCGUUCGUUAAUUCUUGAUCAAACACAAAAGCUGUCUUCAUUGGGUAUUCCAAGUGCAGCAUUGACUGGCGAUCGAACAUCAGCUGAAGUAGCCGCGAUCUUUGCAAAAUGUUAUGCUCCACAACCAAAACUAAAACUUGUUUAUAUAACUCCUGAAAAGAUCGGCCACAGUGAUCAAUUGAAUAAAUUAUUUACUCAUCUUUAUACGAACAACAACUUGGCACGAUUUGUCAUCGACGAAGCACAUUGUAUCUCAGAUUGGGGUCAUGACUUUCGUCCUGAUUAUGUUAAAAUCGGCACACUUCGUGAACGAUAUCCAAAUGUUCCUUUCACAUUAUUAACUGCGACGGCUACUCCUCGCGUUCAACGUGACAUGCUCCAGCAGAUGAAAAUAGAACGACACUUAUCAAAGUUGUUCAUUCAAUCGUUUAAUCGUUCCAAUCUUGUUUACAAGUGUUUCCCAAAAGGCAAAACUGAUGGAGCAUUGGCUCGGACAGUUCAACUAUGUUUGAGUGAACAAUUUGUUGGUUUAUGCGGAAUUGUUUAUUGCUUUUCGCGUGCAGAAUGUGAGAGAAGUGCGCAAUAUCUGGCCGAACAUGGAGUGACAGCACAAGCUUAUCAUGCUGGUUUGGAAGAUCAAGAACGAGCUGAUGUUCAAACUCGAUGGGCUAAUGAUGAAUACCAAGUGAUCUGUGCUACGAUUGCUUUUGGAAUGGGAAUCGAUAAACCAAAUGUUCGUUUUGUCAUUCACUUGUCGAUGCCGAAGUCAAUUGAAGGUUAUUAUCAAGAAUCGGGUCGAGCAGGACGUGAUGGUGAACAAGCGUAUUGUUAUCUUUUCUAUAGUUACCAAGAUUUAGUGAAAACAAAGCGUCUAAUCAUGACUGAACAAUCACCAAAUGCAACACGGGACGCACAAAAAACACGCAUGGACAAUCUGCAUAGCGUCUAUGCGUAUUGUAUAAACGAUGUUGAUUGUCGUCGAACACUGCUACUCGAAUAUUUUGGUGAACGCUAUCUGGCGAGUCAAUCCAAGCUAGUUGAUUUUACUCAAUUAUCCAAACAAAUUCUUGCAUUAGUUGAUCAACUCACACAACAUAUGAGAUCAGCCACAAUUAAUUACAUUAUUGAUAUUUUGAAAGGAAGUAAACAAAGAGCUAUCAAAGAUGCAGGACAUGAUCAAUUAGAACAAUAUAAUGUUGCUUCAGAAGUGACAAAAACAAAUUUAGAACGUCUUUUAUCCAAACUAAUUCUCGAAGGUUAUCUCCAUCAAGAUAUAACUGUUAAUGAUACAUAUGGUACAGCUAAUGCAUAUAUUCGUCUUGGAAAAAAUACAAUAUUUUCUGAUCCAAUUACUUUAUCAGUUUGUGUGAAAAAAGAAAAUCCAAAUGUGACAACAACUGCAUCAACAAAUUCUACACAUAAUCGUCUUGUCGAUAGUUGUUUAGCCAAAUUGAAAGAUGAAUUAAAAUCUAUAUCAUCAGAAUAUAAUAUCAAAUAUUCGACAAUUCUAAGUGAAAAAGCUUUGAAACAAAUGGCAACAGUAAUGCCACGAACAAAAGAAGACAUGUUAAGAAAAACAGUCGAGAUGACAACAAUCAAAUAUGACCUGUACAAACUAGAACGAUUAUUGUCAAUUACUUGUUUAUUUGGAGCAAAAUUAGAUGAAGAAAAACAAGGUGAUUCGCUGAAUUCUAGUCUCAAACGAAAACAUGAAGCAAUAAGUACACCUACAACGAGCACUUAUUUUCAAGAUAAAUCAAAUAGCAUGGAAAAGAAAUCCAUCAUCCAAUCAAUGGCUGAAGAAUUCGAUGGACCAAAAAGAUUAAAAACUGCAUUAGAUUUUCACAAAAACUUAAACCAUGUGCUGAAUGGUCAACCUAUCGAUGAAGUUACUCAUACAAAUGGUCCUGGUCAGCUCAUUGUCUGUCAAACUCCAUUCGAUACUGCAGGUGUUCAUCGUCCAGUUAAUGAUGCUUGUGGACAUACAACAUGUUUUCAAUGUUUUAAAGCUGUGAUGAUUAAAGGUACUGGUUGUAGUUUAUGUCAAAAAGAAGAAGAAGAUUUAAAUCCACUUCUUACCAAUUCAUCAUCAGAUUCCUUUUCUAGUAAUAAUCAAUCGAACCCUAUAAACCAUUUUGAAGAUGCUUUUUUUGAUGACUGGUCACUUGAUCAAUCUACACCAUCUUUUUCAAAUAAAUCACAAUUAAAAUCAAUAAAAUCAUUUGAUAUUAAUUAUGAUGAUGAUGACAAUGAUUUUCAAACAUUGGAUAAUAUUACAUCGACGAAUGAAGAUAAUGAUGAUGAAGAAUCUGAUCAAGUAACAUGGAUUUCAGCAGAUGUUCAUGAUGAUGGACCAGAAUAUCGAGAUAAACAAUUUAAUCAUACAAAAACAAUGUUAGAACGUUUUCAUGCUUUAUUUGGUUUAAGAAAAUUUCGAUCGAAUCAACAAGAAGCUGUCAAUUGUGCAUUAGAAAGACGUUUUCAUGUUUUUGUUCUUAUGCCAACUGGUGGUGGUAAAUCUCUAUGUUAUCAAUUACCAGCUGUUCUUGAUCAUGGUGUCACAUUUGUUGUAUCUCCACUACGUUCAUUAAUUCUUGAUCAAACACAAAAACUUUCAUCACUCGGAAUUCCAUCUGCAUCAUUAACCGGUGAUCGAACUCCAGCUGAAGUUUCAGCUAUCUAUGCUCAAUGUUAUGCUCCUGAACCUAAAUUAAAACUUGUUUAUGUUACACCAGAAAAAAUUGGUCAAAGUGAACAAUUGAAUAAAUUAUUUGCUCAUCUUUAUAUGAAAAAUAAUUUAGCACGAUUCGUUAUUGAUGAAGCACAUUGUAUUUCAGAUUGGGGUCAUGAUUUUCGUCCUGAUUAUGUCAAAAUUGGUACAUUACGUCAACGAUAUCCAAAUGUUCCGUUCACUUUAUUAACUGCAACGGCUACUCCUCGUGUUCAAUGUGAUAUGCUUCAUCAAAUGAAAAUUGAACGACAUUUAUCAAAAUUAUUUAUUCAAUCAUUUAAUCGUUCAAAUCUUGUUUAUAAAUGUCUUCCAAAAGGUAAAACUGAUGCAGCAUUGGCUCGUACAGUACAAUUAUGUUUAAGUGAGCAAUUUGUUGGUUUAUGUGGAAUUCUUUAUUGUUUUUCACGUGCUGAAUGUGAAAAAAGUGCACAAUAUCUAUCAAAUCAUGGAGUCACAGCACAAGCUUAUCAUGCUGGUCUCAAUGAUCAAGAUAGAGCAGAUGUUCAAACACAAUGGGCAAAUGAUGAAUAUCAAGUGAUUUGUGCAACAAUUGCUUUUGGAAUGGGAAUUGAUAAACCAAAUGUUCGAUUUGUUAUUCAUUUAUCAAUGCCAAAAUCAAUUGAAGGAUAUUAUCAAGAAUCUGGUCGAGCAGGACGUGAUGGUGAACAAGCAUAUUGUUAUCUGUUUUAUAGUUAUCAAGAUUUAGUGAAAACAAAGCGUUUAAUCAUGACUGAACAAUCACCUAGUGCAACACGUGAUGCACAAAAAGUUCGAUUAGAUAAUCUAAAUCGUGUUUAUGCUUAUUGUUUGAAUGAUGUUGAUUGUCGUCGAACAUUAUUACUUGAAUAUUUUGGUGAACGAUAUCUUUCAAGUCAAUGUAAAAAACAUGUUAAAACACGAUGUGAUAAUUGUUGUAAUGUUGCUCAAACAAAACUAGUUGAUUUUACUCAAUUAUCCAAACAAAUUCUUGCAUUAGUUGAUCAACUCACACAACAUAUGAGAUCAGCCACAAUUAAUUAUAUUAUUGAUAUUUUGAAAGGAAGUAAACAAAGAGCUAUCAAAGAUGCAGGACAUGAUCAAUUAGAACAAUAUAAUGUUGCUUCAGAAGUGACAAAAACAAAUUUAGAACGUCUUUUAUCCAAACUAAUUCUCGAAGGUUAUCUCCAUCAAGAUAUAACUNAACCUAUCGAUGAAGUUACUCAUACAAAUGGUCCUGGUCAGCUCAUUGAUAAUGCACAAACAAAUGAUUCAUCUGUUCGUCGAAAAUCUUCUUCAAUCAACGCCUUCUUUGGAUUAAUUAUCGUCAUCAUCGUUAUCGUCGUCUACUUAUGGAUCAAUGAAUUAACAUUGCGUCAAAUGGUACCAUUUAUUGCUAUUACGGCCUUCUCCUCGUUGUUUAAAACAGCAGUAUCCGAAUUCCGUGAAUUACUAACUCAUGAGGAAUUCAUGAAUCCUAUUUUUCUCAAACAAUUACCUUCAUUCAUAGGAUCUUUAACAACCUUACUCUUAAACGCAAUCAAGCUAUUUAACAAAUCUGCUAAAUCCAAGGAACUCAAAGAAUCCAAGGAACCCAAAGAACCCAAGGAAGUCAAGGAACCCAAAGAACCCAAAGAACCCAAAGAAUCCACGGAACUCAAAGAAUCCAAGGAACCCGAAGAACCCAAUGAAGUCAAAGAAUCCAAGGAAUCCAAGGAACCCAAGGAAGAAGUCAAGGAACCCAAGGAACCGAAAGAAUCCAAGGAACUCAAAGAAUCCAAGGAACCCAAAGAACCCAAGGAACGCAAGGAACCCAACGAAUCCAAGGAACUCAAAGAAUCCAAGGAACCCAAAGAACCCAAGGAAGUCAAGGAACCCAAGGAACCCAAAGAACCCAAGGAAGUCAAGGAACUCAAGGAACCCCAAGAACCCAAGGAAGUCAAGGAACCCAAAGAAUCCAACGAAUCCAAGGAACUCAAAGAAUCCAAGGAACCCAAAGAACCCAAGGAAGUCAAGGAACCCAAAGAACCCAAAGAAGUCAAGGAACCCAAAGAACCCAAGGAAUCCAAGGAACCCAAGGAAGUCAAAGAAUCCAAGGAACCCAAUGAAGUCAAAGAAUCCAAGGAACCCAAAGAACCGAAGGAAGUCGAGAAACCCAGGGAAGCAUCUUGA